Molecule: messenger RNA, 2020 nt
Organism: Fundulus heteroclitus (mummichog)
Lineage: Eukaryota; Metazoa; Chordata; Actinopteri; Cyprinodontiformes; Fundulidae
Gene: ctsf
Product: cathepsin F
Exons: 14
Coding region: 179-1594 (471 amino acids)
Cellular component (GO): lysosome
Molecular function (GO): cysteine-type endopeptidase inhibitor activity; cysteine-type endopeptidase activity
Source: RefSeq, a predicted model, not a curated record
CUGUCUCCUCCCACAUGCGGUCCCGUUUGUUUGGCAACAAGAAUAACUCGCUUGUAUAACCGCCGCAGUUAACCCGACAUCGAUCGUGAUUUCUGGGAAAACAAGCGCAGCGCUUUUUUAAACCGAGCGCAGACUGAUCGCCGGUCCUUUUUCUCUCUGCCAUCGCUCCGGAGCCAACAUGAAGGUCGCAGUCAGCGGCUGCCCGCUAAUCCUCUGUCUGGCCCUGGCCUCGGUGCUCGGGCUCGGCGAAGAUCUCGACCGGCCUCUGUUCGGGCCUCCCGGUUCUCCCAUCCGGCUCCACGAGUCCGACCCGGACCUGAAGAAGGUGCUGCUUUUCGCAGAGGAGCGAUACAACCGGGGCUCCAACGCCAUGCACCUCCGCCGAGUCAGCCGGUUCGUCUCUGCCACCAAACAGCUGGUGAAGGGAAUCCGCUACACGAUGACACUGGAACUGAGCAACACCCAGUGCAAGAAAUCCUCCACGCUGAAGACGUGUGACUUCUAUCCAGAGCCUCAGAAACUCAAGACUGAGGUGUGUGUGUUUGAAGUAUGGGACAUUCCCUGGCAGGCCACUACCACUCUCCUCAAACAGAAGUGCCAGCCUAAAGGCAGUCCAGCCUUAGAAGAGACCAACAAGGUGGAGGCUUUAUCCACCACCCAGCCUAUAGAGGAGUCAGCGGAGCUGUUGGGCCAGUUUAAAGAGUUCAUGGUUAGAUACAAUAAGGUCUACAGCAACCAGGAGGAGGCUGUCAGACGUCUACGGAUCUUCCAGGAGAACCUGAAAGUGGCCGAGAAGCUCCAGGCUUUGGAUCAAGGCUCGGCUGAGUAUGGAGUCACCAAGUUCAGCGACCUGACGGAGGAGGAGUUUCGUUCCACAUACCUGAACCCUCUUCUGAGUCAGUGGACUCUCCAUCGUCCAAUGAAACCCGCGCCCCCGGCCAAAGGCCCCGCCCCUGACAGCUGGGACUGGAGGGACCAUGGAGCUGUCAGUCCUGUGAAGAACCAGGGCAUGUGUGGAUCUUGUUGGGCAUUUUCUGUCACAGGAAACAUCGAGGGCCAGUGGUUCCUGAAAAAUGGAACUUUGUUGUCCCUUUCAGAGCAGGAGCUGGUUGACUGCGAUGGACUGGACCAGGCAUGCAGAGGUGGACUGCCAUCAAAUGCUUAUGAAGCUAUUGAAAAGCUGGGUGGUUUGGAGACUGAAACCGAUUACUCCUACAAAGGACACAAGCAGACGUGUGAUUUCACUGACAGGAAGGUGGCGGCCUACAUCAACAGCUCAGUGGAGAUCUCCAAAGAUGAGAAGGAAAUUGCUGCUUGGCUGGCUGAGAAAGGACCGAUCUCUGUUGCUCUGAAUGCAUUUGCAAUGCAGUUCUAUAAGAAGGGUGUUAGUCACCCACUGAAGAUUUUCUGCAACCCCUGGAUGAUCGACCACGCUGUGCUGCUGGUGGGAUAUGGUGAAAGAAAUGGCACCCCGUUCUGGGCCAUCAAGAACAGCUGGGGGGAGGACUACGGAGAGCAGGGUUACUACUACCUUUACAGAGGGUCCAAUGCAUGUGGAAUCAACAAGAUGUGCUCUUCUGCUGUCGUCAACUAAACUACUAGCUGCACGAGGAUCAAAGCGAAGACACAGUCCUAAUGAUGUUCCGUUAAACCGUUCUGUCUUCAUCCCUCACACCUCAUUUCACUCUACUCCACCAUACCAGCUGAUGAAGUUAGCUUUGAGUUGACUGUGAAACCUUGCAAAUUUUGAAACAGAAUUUUGUUUGCACAUUUUAUUCCACUGUUUAAGGAGACUCAGUAUUGGUUGUAAUUUAUCUCCACCAGCAACAAAUAGGCUUCUGCUUGACGUCUUGUAAAGAGUGGUUAGUUACUGGUAGUUGUGCUAAUGUUAUUGAUUUAGAUUUCUCAUUCCAACGACCAGUUUGCACAUGACUAUAAAACUGCGAUGCAAUUGUAACGACUGCUGUAUGAGAGAGAAAUAAAUGACCGAUGUUCGAAUAAAAGUUGGAAAUAAAAAAAA